AUGCUGGACUACGAAUGGGCCAACCCUUCCUCCGUCAUUCUGGAUGGAUCCGAGUCCGUUAACGGAUCCGACCCGAACCGACACCUCCACCACCACAACGGCAUACUCGACCACUACGCCACCACUCAGGUCGCCUUCAACAACCUCCUCCCUCCUCAGCCUCAGCAGCAGCAGCACUCGGCCUUCGCUCAGCAUUUCGGCCAGUCCCAGACCCAGGCCCACCAGGUGCACUCCCUCUUCGACCCCAGCGUCUUCGCCAGCGCGUCAUCCUACGCGCCGACGACGCACCACCACUCCAUGCUCAGCCUCGACCCCUCCAUCCCGGGCCACCACGGGCUCAUGUUGAUCCCCAAGAGCGAGGACAUGUGUCCGCCCACCGACUUCGCCACGAGGAUCGGGCUCAACCUCGGUGGGCGGACCUACUUCUCGUCCGAGGACGACUUCAUGAACCGGCUCUACCGCCGGUCCAGGCCGGCCGACCACGGCCCGCUCAACUCCCCGAGGUGCCAGGCCGAGGGCUGCCACGCCGAUCUCUCCCAGGCAAAGCACUACCACCGCCGCCACAAGGUCUGCGAGUUCCACUCCAAAGCCUCCACCGUCAUCGCCAACGGGUUAACUCAGCGAUUCUGUCAGCAGUGUAGCAGGUUCCAUCUUCUUGCGGAGUUUGACAACGGAAAACGCAGCUGCCGGAAGAGAUUGGCCGAUCACAACCGUCGCCGGCGAAAAUCUCAGCAACCAAGUCAAGAAAACCGCAGCUCUCAACCGCUGUCUGAAACUGCCCGGAAUUCAUCUUCAGACAACGUUACAAAGUCCCCGGGGGAGUCUGCUGGUCAUUCGUCUUCGGCUGUGACUGUGGCCCUGUCGCCGCCGCGAAUUGGGUUGGAUUGUUUCAGGCCAAGGCUACAAACCACAACCUCUUCAGGGUCAUCAAGCUCACUUUUUUUCUCAAGAGGGUAAAAACGACAGUUCCAUUUUAAGGGUUCCAAGGAAGCAAGACUUGGCGAUUUACAUACGGACGAUUUAAAGUAGUUUUAAGUAGCUGAUUAAAUUAAUGUCGUCGUCUAUCUUUAAUCUUCCCUAAAUUUUUCAGUCCUAGCUAGUCUGAAAACGAAUUGUCAUCACCAUCAUCAUCACUACAUGAGCAGUAUUAUUGAAGCUAAUCCAUUUGAUCGAUUUGCCUA
Molecule: messenger RNA, 1181 nt
Organism: Fragaria vesca subsp. vesca
Lineage: Eukaryota; Viridiplantae; Streptophyta; Magnoliopsida; Rosales; Rosaceae
Product: squamosa promoter-binding-like protein 8-like
Exons: 3
Coding region: 1-957 (318 amino acids)
Cellular component (GO): nucleus
Molecular function (GO): DNA binding
Source: RefSeq, a predicted model, not a curated record